Molecule: messenger RNA, 5207 nt
Organism: Columba livia (rock pigeon)
Lineage: Eukaryota; Metazoa; Chordata; Aves; Columbiformes; Columbidae
Gene: PGAP1
Product: post-GPI attachment to proteins inositol deacylase 1
Exons: 27
Coding region: 61-3105 (1014 amino acids)
Biological process (GO): GPI anchor metabolic process; endoplasmic reticulum to Golgi vesicle-mediated transport
Cellular component (GO): endoplasmic reticulum
Molecular function (GO): phosphatidylinositol deacylase activity
Source: RefSeq, a predicted model, not a curated record
CAUGGCGGACACGCCUCCCCCCCGAGGGAAACCCGUUGGUAGGUUCCUGACCUCCCCGUAAUGGCUCCCGCCCCCCGCGACAUGGCGGACGGACCCUCCCCAGCCAGGGGGAUCGGCAGCCGGCCCAACCCGGACCUUCCCAAGAUGGCGGCCGCCCUCCCGCUGCCGCCGGCCGCCAGGUCGUGUCGCCAGCCCGCCCCGCCUCCCGGGCGGUGCCGCUCCCCGCCGCGCCGCGCCUGUGUGCGCGGAGAGCCCGCGGCAGGACGGGGGCUCCGCUCGCUCCGCGCCGCGAUGGGGCGGGCGGGCCGCUGGCUGCCCGCGGUGGUUGCGCUCUUCUACGGGGCGCUGGCGGCGCUGGUGCUGCUGGGGGUGCGGGACGUGUUGUUCCUCUACGAGGAGAACCGGUGUAGCAUGACCUACAUGUACGAGUACCCCGAGUACCUGAAAAUAAAAUUGCCGAAGAAAACAGCCAGACGAUACCCAGCGUAUGAGCUGUAUCUCUAUGGAGAAGGGAACUAUGCAGAAGAAAAUAAAAAUCUCCUAUUGACGGGAAUUCCAGUUCUCUUUCUUCCCGGGAAUGCUGGCAGUUACAAACAAGUACGUUCUCUUGGCUCCAUUGCACUUAGAAAAGCAGAAGAUAUUGACUUCAAGUAUCAUUUUAAUUUCUUCAGUGUCAACUUUAAUGAGGAGUUGGUUGCAUUGUACGGUGGUAGUCUGCAAAGACAGACCAAGUUUGUGCAUGAAUGCAUAAAAGUAAUUCUUAAGCUGUACAGGGAUCGAGAAUUUGCACCAACCAGCGUUGCAAUAGUAGGUCAUUCCAUGGGUGGUCUCGUUGCAAGAGCGUUGCUUACUCUGAAGAAUUUUAAGCCUGAACUUAUAAACCUCCUCAUUACACAAGCCACGCCUCAUGUUGCACCUGUAAUGCCUUUAGACAAAUACCUUACUGAUUUUUAUACAGCUGUAAAUGAUCACUGGAUUCUAAAGGCCCAAGAUUUAAGAAAUUUAACUACCCUUUCGGUGGCAGGAGGAUUCAGAGAUUACCAAGUUCGUUCAGGACUGGCUUUUCUACCAAGACUGAGUCAACAUGGCAGUGCCUUAUCUGUUGUGAGCUCAGCGGUGCCUAGAGCUUGGGCCUCAACAGACCAUCUCUCUGUAGUGUGGUGCAAAGAAUUGAUCCUGGCUACCAUUAGAGCUUUUUUUGAUCUUAUAGAUGAAGACACAAGACAGAUAACUGAGGAUCCAAAGAAGAGGAUGUCUGUACUGAACCACCACUUCGUGAGACACCCUGCAAAGAUAUUUGAGGAAAGUCCUGAAGCUUUUACGGAACUCACAGGAGCUUUCACAUGGAUUACAGUCAAAGCCUCGAAAUGGACUUACUCAGUUUACAAUGAUUCUGAUGGGAAGUAUUUCACAUUUCCUCUUGCAAGCCACAGAAAAUCAUCCAGUCAUGUUUACUGUGAAAACAGUAUGUUGGACACAAGUAGCUGGAUUUAUGGCUGUAUGAACAGUAAUUCAUCGAUGUGCCUGGAAGCUACUGAUUUAUCCUGGAGAGCUGAGUUACUUCCAACCACCAAGGUUGUAAUACUGAAACUUCAGGACUAUCCUUCUUUGUCCCACAUCGUCAUUCAGGUGCCACCCACAGCUGGCAAUAAGUAUACUUUGGACUGUGAAUUCUUCCAAGAGGAUUCCAGAACGGUACAGCUUCCUGUAACACAUCUUUUUUCAUUUGGGCUUUCUUCAAGCAAAAUUGUAUUAAAUUCAACUGGCUUACUUUAUAAUGUACAGCUCCAGCACUUUAACCAAAUAUAUCAAGCAUUCAAAAUUCAUGUAGAGAGCCACUGCCAGUCACUCAAAGAAAGGAAACCUAAUGUUUACAGACUUCAUAUACCCUGGUCACAUGAAGACUCAAUAAUUGUAGCAAAAGUUCCAUCUCUUACUGAGAUUUCUGCAAAACUGCACAUUGCUCGUCCUCAAAAUGACAGCAGGGUUCCAGAGCUAAAUAUUUACUCUUCCUCAGACUGUCAGUAUGAAGUAAUUCUGCAGACGUCACUUACGCAGAUUCUUGGGCAAAUAAUAAGGUUCCAUGCUGGUGCUCUUCCUGCCUAUGUUGUUUCUAAUAUUCUUCUUACCUAUGGAGGACAAUUGAGCACAUGGAUAUCAACAGGCCAGUGUCCAGACUUUACCCUUGAACUAGUUAGGACAGCUAAACCCUACAAAGUAGAACCUCUUAUAAGCGUCGUUGUGUUUCUACAGGGGUUUAACUGGUUUAGAGAAAUAUGGGAAUCACUGUCGCUGCCGGAGGUGGAUGCAGCUGCUCUGAGUAGUCAGGACACGUGGUUCCCCCUUGUGUCCCUGAUUCUCUUUCUUUUUGGGACAGGCAUUGCCUACUGGAGUGGAGUAUUUUUCUCUCUAUCCCUGAGACUCUUCUCUUCAUUAUGGUUCACUCUGAUUAGACCUACUGCACCUCGAAGAGAUACCAAGUUGCUGACACCAAGAGGACUUUGUGGCGUGUUAUCUCUUGCUUUGGUCAGCUGGACCACUUGCGGUGCAUUUGCUAUAGUCAUUAUUUACCUUCAAUACUGGUUUAAGGUUAUAAAACUACAUGUGAAUGUAAGAGCAGAACAAAACAUGAUUAAUGGGGAUUCAGAUGGCUCAAAAGAAACUUCACAGAACUCCAGUAACGACACAGUCAAAAACCAGAGUUCGAUCGACUGUACUUCAAAAGCAACACAGUCGCUUCCCAACAGUACAACCGCUGAAGCUGUUAACAAUCUUAAGAUGCAUGUUACCAUUCUCAAUUUAUUCACAUGGAUUAUGUUGCUCAACUUGCCAUCUUUAAUUUAUUGGUUAAAAAAUCUCAGGUACAGCGUUAGCCUUGAUCCUGAUCCAUGUAGAUCUACAGCUGUUAUCCUCGUAUGCAUUUUGGAACUUCUCAUUAAUUCAAAUAUUUCUGAACUGAAAUCAAGUAAACUGCUGAAGAUCGCUGCCAAAGUUCCACUCCCUUUGUCUGUUGCAAUGGUGGCCUUUGGACAACUGCAUUUAUACAAAGUACCCCACUUUGUCACCUUUUCCCUUCUUCUCCAUGUGCUGUGUUGUAUUGUGUAACCGUCCGUAUUACAUAGGAAGAAAGGUGUGGCCUAGAAAUGGAUCUCUGGAGAUGGGGCAGAUUACAACAAGAAAUGCCUAGAAGUAACAUCCACGGAAGUUUACAUUAUGUGGGAAACUGGACAGAACUGUGAAUACUUCAUGAAAAAUUCAUGGUUCUGUCCACGUUGCGUAGCAAACUUUUCAUGGUGUUUAUUUCCUGCCUCUGAAAAUUAAGUGAAUUAACCCUGUGUGUGUGUAAGCACAUAAACCAUAUUAGUGUAACACCUCAUUACUCUGCCUUGUAGACACUUUGAUAUUUCACUAUACUCCUGUGUUGAAACAGACUUUUUAAAACUCACUGUGCCAUACAGUGCGUAUGUUCUGAACUCGUAUCUCUUGCAGGUCUAAAUUACGCUGGUUAAAACUCGAUACAUUGCAAGCACACUGUGACUAUCACAAAACCAACACAGCCAAGUAGACUUUUAAUCAUUUUAUGCUACAUUUAAAAGCUGCCACAGUUGUGUCUGGACAAACUAGAAUGUACUGCUUAUAUAGAACUGUUAUUUUUAUCAAAUCGUUUGUUCAAUCAGUGUGACUUGAACAUUUGUGAGAUUAUUGAAAGUCUUACACAUUUUACUUUUUGUGAGAGUGAGAAAACAAUAUUCUGUGUAGCUUUCUAUUCAGGAAGGAUACCAGCAGAUUCAUAAACAAUUUGCUGUAAUGUUGUUUUAAAACAUUGCCAGUUUUCUCUGGAAUUUUGUAAAUUCUGAAAUUCCUCUUUGUCCAUAUGGAGAAGGUAGCAAACGCUGAGGUGCGGUGUGAGUUUCCAGUGCAGUUGCUGUACCGCACUGUUUCCAAAUAGACACGGCAGGGGUUUUUUGCUCUAUUGUAAAUGGAGGAUCUGCUGUCUCAUUAAAAAAGUCAAUACAUGAAAUGAAUAUGGAAUAGUUCCAACACUAUAAAUUCCUGCCCUGCUGUACAGUGCUAACUUUCUCACAUGGACAAAGUCUUAGUAAUAGUGGGAAAUACUGACCAUAAUUAUUAGUUCUGUACGAAGUAUGAUUUUAGUGCCUAGAUGCUACAAUGACUGCCAUUUAUAAUAAAGCCUAAAAUAGCUAUGUGUGAGGAAUUCUGGCCCCUGGGUGUGCUUUUUGCCAACAGAAGGAACCUCUGUAGCCAUUAGGUUAAAAUGAUACAUUGAUUCUGUGUAGAGAUGAGUCUACAAAUUGCUUCUGUGUUAGCUGUCGCCACUCUGUCUGAGAUACUUGUUAUCUUCAUGUGGAAAUACUAGACCAGCUCAAGCAUCUUCUACAAAUAAUAAGAGGAAAUCUGCUACCCACAGUCAAUCAAGUAUAUCCUUGAUAUAGUAGUAGAGCCAGCCUGACCCAUUAAUUACAUCCUAUCUCAUUAAUCUUGCCUAAAGUGCCUCAGUUAGGUCGAGUGUGUUGUGAGGGCCAAUUUAUUGGAGCUGGCUGGAAAGACUUAAUUCGCAUAGUGACUUUCCAAAGUGAAAGACAAAUGUGAAGUAAGCACUUGUUUUGUCUGCUUACCUAAGUUAGCAGUUCAAGCUCUCAGUAAGUCAUUAAAACUGUUUAACUGAGUUAGAUUGUUGUAGUUAACCAAACCAUGGUCGCUGUUAUCAGUAACCUACGUGCUGGUAUUGUAGUCUUAACCUUUUUAAAAAGAGAUUAGGUUAUACAUGGUGUCUGUACAUCAGAAAAGUUAUACGUAUAGAUGAUACCAUGAUGCUCUCCAACCAAAUAUACGCUAUGGUAUAUGUAUAUAAGAUAAUUUGUGUGUCUAAAUAUACGUGUAGCUACAUCCACCAGUUGGUUUAACCUAGGAGUUGCUGUUCAGACAUGGAAUAAUAGUUUUUCUGCUUUUAAGUGGCGGUGAAUGAAAGAGGGUGGCAGAGCUGCACUGGGGCUGGUAAAGGCUGGCUGUAAAAUGUGCAGGGUCUGAUUUCUGGGGAAGAUAAUUUUCCGUGGCCUUCGUGGUCCUUUUGGCUUCCUGCUGUGUUUUACUGCUGAUUAUGUUUUGCCAUCUUAAGAGGUUCUUUAUGUAUGAAUCCAUUUGUUGAAGUCAUUGGUGGAAUAAAAUAAGCAAAAUACGGAGAGCAA